Molecule: messenger RNA, 3099 nt
Organism: Tribolium madens (black flour beetle)
Lineage: Eukaryota; Metazoa; Arthropoda; Insecta; Coleoptera; Tenebrionidae
Gene: car
Product: vacuolar protein sorting-associated protein 33A
Exons: 5
Coding region: 182-1963 (593 amino acids)
Biological process (GO): vesicle-mediated transport; intracellular protein transport
Cellular component (GO): CORVET complex; lysosome
Source: RefSeq, a predicted model, not a curated record
GACCCUUCUUCAAACACUUUAAAACAUAAACAAAAAGCUAAACUUAUAACAAACCCCAAAAUUCCCAUUAAGUAACCAAAAUAACACCCUCUUUACCCAAUUCUUCAAUUUUUGUUUAUUCAAAAAUCGUUAAAUUGGCUCAUUAUCGUUAUUAUUAUCACAGUGACAGCUAACCUCAAAAAUGUCAUCGCACUUGCAAGGGGGCCGUGUCGACAUCUCCCUCAUUCAAACAGCGGCCCGUAACAACCUCAUCACUCUCCUGGAGAAAUGCCCGGGCCCCAAAGCCAUCGUUUGGGACAACUCCCUUGCCGGCCCCGUGGGGCUCAUCGCCCAAUACGCAGUUUUGAAGGAACACUCGGUUACUAAAAUGUUCCCCUUGCGUCCCACGCCACUCCCGGAGACCGAUGUGGCCCAUGUGAUUUUCAUAACGCGCCCCAAAUUACACCUAAUGGACUUUGUAGGCUACAACGUGCAUGCUGAUAGCAAGACCAAAACUGGCUCCAAAAAACAAUACCAUGUCUUUUUUGUCCCGAAGAAGAGCCUCCUGUGCUUGGAGCGACUCAAACACAAUGGGGUUUACGGCAGUGUGAGUCUAGUUGAAGAGUUUCGAUGCGAGUUGUUCCCUUUUGAUUCAGAUGUUGUCUCAAUGGAAAUUUCGGAGGUUUUUCGAGAGUACACACUUGAAAAUGACCCGACUUAUCUCUACCAAACGGCGCAAGCUAUCAUUUUUUUGCAAAAAUUGUACGGCCCCAUUCCCCGGGUUUGGGGCAAAGGUCCGGCCGCUCGCCAAGUCUGGGAGUUAGUGACACGGCUUCAGCGUGAGAAAAACGCCCCCUUGAAGACCAACCAGACUUCCACCAUCGACCAAAUUCUACUAAUCGAUCGAGGGGUUGAUCUAAUAACCCCCUUGGCCACCCAACUGACUUACGAGGGGCUCAUCGAUGAGAUUUUCGGGAUAAACAACUCAACAGCUCAAUUCCCCAUUGACAAUUUUUUGAGUAGUGAGGAACGCACUUCUGAGUCACUUUCCGAAGACAAGAAACAAAUAAUCUUGAAUUCGGCCGAUAGAUUAUUUUCGGAUAUCCGUGAUAGGAAUUUUAACGCUGUGGGGGCCUUCCUGUCCAAGCAAGCGAAGGCGAUUAGUGCCCAAUUGGAUAACAGUCAAGAGCGAUCCGUGCAAGAAAUGAAGUUGUAUGUGCAAAAACUGCCCCAGAUUUUGGCCAAAAAGAAGGCUUUGGCCCAUCACACCGCCAUCGCAGAGUGUAUUAAAGAAGUGACUGAUAGUUACGAAUUUUUGGAUACUUUACAGACGGAACAGGAGUUUUUGAAUUGUAUUGAAGUCGAUAAGGCCAGUCCUUACAUCGAGGAUUUGAUAGCACAUGGCAAACCCCUGGUCAAGGUCCUGAGACUCAUCUGUUUGCAAUGCAUCACGAGUUCAGGACUCAAACCCAAAGUGCUCGAACACUACAAGAGGGAACUGGUACAGGUGUACGGCCUGCAGGCCCUCCUCGCCAUCACAAACCUGGAGAAGGUGGGACUUUUGAAGGUCCAGUCGGGGACAAGACAGUACACAGUCCUGCGCAAAGCCUUAAGACUCACAAUGGAAGACACGUCGGAAAUAAACCCGACGGAUAUUAGUUACGUACAUAGCGUUUACGCCCCCUUGAGUGUGCGUUUAGCGGAACAAGUGACGAAAAACGGGGGCUGGAAGCAAUUACAAGAUGUUUUGGGGUUGUUACCGGGCCCCACAUUGGAUGAAACGCCUCCAGUGCCCAAUUUGGCCCCGAACAACUCUGAUACGCCGUCGGUGGUUUUAGUGUUUUUCAUUGGGGGAUGCACGUUUGCAGAGAUUUCUGCGUUGAGGUUUUUGUCGCAACAAGAAGACUCGAACGUGGAGUUUGUUGUCGCGACAACAAAGCUGAUAAAUGGAACAAGUUUUUUAAAGUCUAUUAUUGAUGUUUAAUCCUGUUUUAUGCUUAUCUUAAUUCAUGUAUCUGUCAAUGUAAUGGAUCGUUUCAAAUGCCACUUCGACCAUAAUGAGGACAAUUAUCAUCCAUUCUAGCCGGACAUGAUGCUUAUCACUCAAAUGCGUUGAUAAGAGUUCAAUCAACUCGACACAAUGAUUGAUUUUUUCGUUCAUGACCUAGAAACUGACGAUAAAUACACGAAAAGGGGGCCGAAACAACUCACUCUCGUCCGUUUCGCAAUCGCAAAAUAAUUACACACUUGCAAGUAUAAAUUUUCUAGUUGUUCAUUCUCCCAGUAGAAAUCGGGAGUAUCUAAAAGAUCCGAACUCAAAUUAAUCAUGUGUCUCAAAGCGAACAAUUCGCCAUGUUUCCUCAACACCUCCUCCCGAGACAUCCUAAUUUUAUUCCCAUUCUUCAAGUCUUCUGUAACAAACUCAAUUGUCCCAAUGUAGCGCUCCAGCGACGCCUCCCAUAUGGCCAACUUCACACUCAGAAUCAUCGCAUUCGAAAACGUGUACUUAUCCAAAUCGAUCUCACUGUUGUCAACCGUGGCCACCAACAAGUCCCCGUCUUUGGCCAAGGCACUAGGCAGCCCCUCUUUCUGGUGCCUGUAAGUCAUUAUUUCGCACUCCUCCUGCACCAAACUCUCCGAAUGACUCUCCAAUUCGAACUCGCGCAAAAAACUAAGAACAUUACUACUCUCUAAUUCGGUCACGUUCCACAAAACAACACUGCCUUCGCGGAAGAAAAAAAUCUCGCGGGGCUCCUGAUCAACUUGAUAUUUGGCCACGGCGUGCACCACAUCCGACGCAUUUGCGAUCACUUUGGGUUCGUACAAAUCCAACUGUUUUAACCCCUGGAUCAGGCGCUCUAAAUCGUACUCUUCAGCGGUGGCGUACGCAACAACACUGUAUAGGCCAGGGGGGCGCACUAAUUCAUCCUCUAGGAUUUUUUUCUUACGGAUUGGGCGCUUUUUGAGCUGCAACGUUGAAAUAUUGUCCUGAAUACAGCGCGAAUUUGAUGAAAAAGGACGCAAAGUGAGGUUAGGGUAAAGUGUCACACGAGUGGUACAAUACGAUGUGACGCGGCUCAAAUAAGACUCGGGCAUGACCCGAGUGAUCUGGGAGGCCCA